Molecule: messenger RNA, 387 nt
Organism: Aspergillus luchuensis
Lineage: Eukaryota; Fungi; Ascomycota; Eurotiomycetes; Eurotiales; Aspergillaceae
Exons: 4
Coding region: 1-387 (128 amino acids)
Source: RefSeq, a predicted model, not a curated record
AUGCCGGACAAUAUUGAACUCACAACCACCAAGGGUGGAAAUAAUAUUUCCACUGUAUUCGCCGAUGAAGGGCUUGCCAAAGGUCAUGUCGCUCAAAAGUAUAUCGGCACUAUGGCCGACCAAAGGGAUAUGCAGGCUUUGGGAAAGGAACAAGUUCUCAGGAGAAAUUUUCGGUUCAUUUCAAUCGUCGCCUUUGGAUGUACUCUAAUUGCUUCAUGGGAGGUCAUGUUGACCAUGAUGAGCUCGCCUCUGGUUGAUGGUGGCACUGCUGGCUUCAUCUGGGGAUUUGUCGUGGUUUCGGUUGGUGUGUUGCUUCUGUUCGCCAGUUUGGCGGAGAUGGCUUCCAUGGCACCCACUGCUGGUGGCCAGUAUCACUGGGUAUCAUAG